AUGAUUAAUCGAUCCUCGUUCAUGUUUAAAAGACCGCGAUCAGAGAAUUUAAACUCUUAUCGUUCCUCGAAUGAUCACCUAACAGGUUCUAAUGAAAAAUUCCUGUUAGUACCGAUUUCCAAGGAUCUGUACGUUUUGAAGAAUAUACAAGAUACUUCUGAAACAAACAUAGAUGGAAUGAUUAUUCCCAAGCGUUAUAAAUUAUUAGAAAAAAAUAAGAAUAAAGGAAACGCAACAUCGGCUAUUCUCUCGUUCAAAGCUCAUAUCCACCAUGACGUGAAAGAUGUAGGUAGAGCGUAUCUUCAUCAUAGAGCUUCCAAUAAUCACCAUUUAUCUGAUUAUGAUACAAAUUAUUUAUAUACUGAUUUCAAUUCUCGUGUCCUCGAAAAAAACACGGAAAAUCUAACGCCACUCUCGUAUCCUAAUUUCUUGUAUCCGGGCAUUGCCUUUCAGACUCGUCCCGAUUUAAUCGACGCCGUUCCUAAAAUACUCGACCAACAGAUUACCCUUCGCGUUCCAGAUUAUAAAUAUAUAACUUUUGUAGAUAUUGACUCGAACACUGAAAUCGUUCCUUACGAUUCGUCCACGAUUCCAUCGACGUCUCCUUUUUUCGAUAUGUCAAAUUACGACAUAUCUUCGUAUCCUAAGAAAAACGCAAAUAACCGUCGAUCGAAUAUUUUACAUGCGAUAAAAGUGGAUGAAUUAAAUCCGCAACCGGAUAGCGGAAAUUAUGAAAACUCUUUAGAAUAUAGCGAGCUUAUUGAAUCGACAACUACGGAUUUCCAAAAUACAUUUGGCACUCUUGAUGAUAAUACAGAUGCACCAGUUACUUUGAAAAAUACCGAAAUGGAUGAUGAUAAAGAGUUAUUUGACGUAUCAAAAAAUAUAGAGAACAACUUUAAAGUAUCAAUAGAAAGCAACAAAAAUAGAAUAAAUGUCAUAGGUAAUAUUUCGACGCAAUAUAAAUCUGCUUUCGAUGCAUCUGUAAACCAAGAUAAUAAUUCCUUCUCUAAUAAUUUUUUUGUUAAUAAUAUUGAAAAUAAUAAUCAAGAUACAAAUGAAGAUAAUACAGGAUCUGGAAUCUCAAUUUCAGGCGAAUAUAGUGAUGAGAAAUCAACUUAUUUCAACGAUUUCAAUUAUGAUAAUAAAUUUAUCGAUGAAACAUUAUUUAGUAAAUAUACUACUAUUAAAUUGGAUUCGUUUUUUAAUAUCGAAAAUUACACAACAUCCGCUUCGUUACUUUUUGAUACUGAUGAGUGGUCGUUUAAUAAGAAGCAGUCUAAUGUGGGAAAUCCACGCGCUUUAUUAAAGGCAAUUGAACCAUUAUCCUCAGAGCUGAAAAAAUUGCUAACCGCUGUUAAAUUGGUCAAUCAAAGCAUUAGCAACGUACAAAACAGAUUGUGCGAUAAGAAAAACGUUGUCAGAUCGGCGAGGAUCGAGCGAGAAAGUAAAGAAAGAAAAGCCACGAAUAUUGCAGAGUCAAUUAACAGGAAGGAUAAUUUUGAUCUCUUUAUGGAAAAUUUUGAUAAUCAAUCUCUGGAUCAAAAGCAGAUUAAAAUCAAAGGCAAAAAUAUUGUAGAUCGGACAAGUAAUGUAGAAUUUAAGAGAAAAACUACUACUAAUCACUACUUUUUAAAUAAAUUGAUGACACCGUUGCAGAAACAUGAAAGCUCGAUUAGCAGUAAUCGAGGAAUGAGCAAUGAUCGUAGAAAUUUCCUCAAAAAGAGAAAAUUGAAUAAGAACAAGUUUCCCAAAUCGGAUAACAUUGAGAAGCAUAGAUUGCCUCAUUUGAGAUUCAAUAGAAAUUUAAAGUCUUUGUCAAAAAAUUACAAAUUGCAACCGAAGCCGAUCCGACAGUUCGUCGAAUCUAGAUUGAAAAGAGUGAUACGUACAACGACAGCUGAUGUAAUAUCGUCAUAUCCUCUGAUCGAAAGCAAUGUAUCGAGCAAAAACAAUUUUAUAAAUGGAUAUACACAAGAUUCUAGAGAAAAUGAAUCAAUUUCUUUGUCAGGACAUAAUACAUUGUCGAAAUUCUCGGAUAUGCCGGCAGACAAGGAUAAUCAGAUGAAUUUUUUAUCAAAUAACAAUCAAGAUUUGACGCGAUAUAAUGUAACAAACAAAUUAUCCAAUGAUGAAGAAAAUAAAUAUUCUCCCGUCGAUCCGCAAUUUUAUAGGGAAGCAACGGCUUACCUCGAUAUACUUCGAUUGUUAAAUAUGACGAAGAAACCUUAUAUAGAACAUUCGACUGAUAUUGUGGCAAAUAUAACGGAAUCGUUGAUCUCAGAAAUUUUUGUAACUACAACAAUAAUCUCGCCGUAUCCUAUCGAGAGAUCAACGACUAUCACUUCGAGAACUACCAUCGCAUGGAGACAAGAAUCUCCAGAAGUGACCGAGUCGGUUUUAUACGAUUAUUUAACAGGUACCGAUUACAAGUAUUACGACGAACAAAAUUAUACAAAUAUAUACGAAGAUUAUGGAUAUGAAGAUCGAGGAAAUGUUACGUCUUGGUACGAUUAUAUGGAAGAAACCACGACUGAGAAGAAGGCAAUUAGUGCAACUACUAUCAAAGAUUUAAUACCGAAAUUUGUCGAAACAACGAGAGGUGUUGAAAUUACGACACCUACAAAAAAGAAAAUAGAUUACGAAGUUGUGGAAACUAUAUCAUUGACACGAUUGUCAGUUACGUUGAGUGCUUUUACGAUAACAAUGCCUACUACACUGUCACAACUUUAUACGACAGAACUGCCAAUUUUUCCGAUCGAUGAAGAGAUAUUUACCACUGAAAUCACUACUGAAGAGACAGCGUUGACUGUCGCAAUGCCUACUGAAAUAACUGAAACUUUUAUCAUAAUUCCGACAACGAUAGAAUUUACAACCGAAUCUGUUAUGCUAUUAACACCAUUUUUAGAAAAUAUGACGGAUAUUACUUUGAGAAUCACAAUUCCUGCAGCUACUUCGAGAAUUUCAAUUGAGGAGACAUCCAUGACUACUGAGAAAGAAAUUUUAGAAAGUACAUCGACAACUUUGACGACAGAAGUAACAAGUUUCCUUGCUGAAACAAGCAUAUCCUUGUUUAUAAUUUCAACUGUACCAUCAUUUACAACUGCAGAAUUGACAAUUCAAAUUACAACUCCCACCGUAUCUAUCGAUUUAAUACCAUUGACAGUUGCAAAAAGGCCUCGAAUUACAACACCGAUAGAAGAAACUACUUCCGUAACUGAAAGAAUGAUUACAAGUGUAAGUCCAACUAUAAUACCGACCAAAUCUACAGCUAUUUUUGGUGAGAAUACAACUUUGUAUAGAGCUAUAACGAGCAAGAUUACAUAUGUUACAAGAAUAGAAACGGAAAUAGAAGACUUAAUUUCGUUUACGACGCAAGCUUUAACGUUAACAACUCACAUUCCGACAAGUACUUUGAAAAUAACAGAAGAAACUAGUUUAGUCGCCGAAAAGAUUAAAACGACGUCUAUAGAAAAUAUGACUACUACAGAAAGUACGUAUAUAACUAUUCCAUCAAUUACACAAUUUACUCCAACUGUGCAAGUAGCUGAAAGUACAACUGAAACAUCAAUUACCAUUAGUAAAAUUACUGUUGUAAAAUAUACUAUUACUACAAUCACAAGCUCACCUACAACUUCGGAAAGAACGGAAACGGUUUUAAGCACAUCGACAGAAAUUGCAAUGACUACUUUAACAUCGGAAGAAGAGAGCCCGGUGACGCAGAUUGAAAAAACUAUAACAGCGGAAGAAAUGACAACUACAGAAAGCCCAACAACUAUUGAAACUCUAAUGACUACUGAAAUUCUAACAAUUAGCGAAACUUCAGUGUUUAAUGAAACUUCAACGUCUAGCACAAUUCCAACUAUCGAAGUUUCAUCUAUAUCAAGUGCCGAAACUCUUCUAACGACUACAGAAACUACAAUUACAAAAAUUCUAACGCCUUCUGAAAUUUCAACAAUUACCGACACUUUGCCUACUGAAAAUCGAACAAUCACUAAACCUCUAACGACUACCGAAAUUUCAACGUUAAUUGAAAUUCCAGUAACGACCGAAAUUCAAACAACUAUCAAAACUUUAAUCACCGAGACAAUUGAGAGCUCUUCAACAUCUUCGGUAAUACCUGUUUCAGUAACUGCAAUUAAGACAGUUCCAACUACGUUAUUGAUAACGACAAAACGACCUGCUACAACUUCCGUUAAAACCACAGUUUCAAUUACAUCAUUAAAAUUAACAACAUCAACGCCAUUAUCCCUGAUCACGAAUACAACGCUGAAAGAAACGCCAUAUACUACGAUUUCUGGCACGUUUUUAACUACGACAAAAGAACCUACUACAACAGCUUCUGUUAAAACCACAGUUCCAACUACAACAUUAAAAUUAACGACGACAACGCCAUUACCCCUGAACCUGAAAAUUCUAACGCCUUCUGAAAUUUCAACAAUUACCGACACUUUGCCUACUGAAAAUCGAACAAUCACUAAACCUCUAACGACUACCGAAAUUUCAACGUUAAUUGAAAUUCCAGUAACGACCGAAAUUCAAACAACUAUCAAAACUUUAAUCACCGAGACAAUUGAGAGCUCUUCAACAUCUUCGGUAAUACCUGUUUCAGUAACUGCAAUUAAGACAGUUCCAACUACGUUAUUGAUAACGACAAAACGACCUGCUACAACUUCCGUUAAAACCACAGUUUCAAUUACAUCAUUAAAAUUAACAACAUCAACGCCAUUAUCCCUGAUCACGAAUACAACGCUGAAAGAAACGCCAUAUACUACGAUUUCUGGCACGUUUUUAACUACGACAAAAGAACCUACUACAACAGCUUCUGUUAAAACCACAGUUCCAACUACAACAUUAAAAUUAACGACGACAACGCCAUUACCCCUGGUUACGAAUACAACGUUAAGCGAAACGCCAUAUAUUACGAUUUCUAGCACGUUUUUAACUACGACAAUAGUACCUACUACAACAGCUUCUGUUAAAACCACAGUUCCAACUACAACAUUAAAAUUAACGACGACAAUGCCAUUACCCCUGGUUACGAAUACAACGCUAAUGAUAAGCGAAACGCCAUAUACUACGAUUUCUAGCACGUUUUUAACUACGACAAUAGAACCUACUACAACAGCUUCUGUUAAAACUACAGUUCCAACUACAUUAUUAAAAUUAACAACGACAACGCCAUUAUCCCUGGUUACGAAUACAACGCUAAGCGAAACGCCGUGCACGAUUUCCACUACCUUUUUGACAGAAGAGAUCGAGAAUACAACUUUUUCUAUAACAUCUACAAUAUCUACAAUUAAAAUAUUGCCGACUACACUAUCUACAUUAAUAACUACGACACCAUUCUUGAAUACAAGUGUCGCAAUAAAUAAAACACUUUUCACCACAAUUUUUACUACGUUUAAAACAGCAUCAAUCGAAAUGACAACUUUUUCGAUGACUCCUAUUACUACAACAUCCCCGUUCGAAGUUACGUCAACACUAACUCCAUCAAUUGUAGAUACAAAUACAACGCUGAGCGAAAUAAUUUUUAGCACAUUUUCGACAGAAAUAGUCGAAGAAGCGACAACUUUAAUGACGUAUCUACCAUUAAAUACCACGAUGUUUUUUGUCGAAACCACCGCAGAAACAACUUUAUUCGUAACAGAAACGAUUACCGCUAUAAGCAGUGAAGAAAUUUCAACGAUCGAAGAAGUUACCGCUGUUAGUUUUAUUACAAUAACUGAAGAAUCUUCCUUAAUUGAAGAGAUUAUUAAUGUUACUUCUACAACUGUUGGAAUAUCAAUACCUACGAAAAUCACAUUGACUUUUACGGAAAGAAGUACAACACCUGCAAUAGAAACAAGUAUCGCGAAUACUAGCUUGGCAUCGACAAUAGCCAUGACGACUGUUUCGCUUUUACGAGAAACUACCACAGAAACUAUAAAGACAAGUUUGAUAACAACAACUGCCACAUUGUUGCCGCCAAUUACUGAAGAACCAGAGCAGAUAACGAUCUCAAAAACUGAAAUGACGUUUACUCCACUAUCCGAAUUUACGUCGUCAGUAUUAAUUACGUCGGAAACGCCCGCUAUUACACCAGAAGUUAUUUCUGUAUUGCCACAGACUGUAUCAGAUGAAAGAGAAUUCACAACAAUAUUAACAAGUCCAUCGAUAACGUAUACUUUAGAGAGUUUUACAACAUUAUCUAUCGAAAGAACAGUCCAACCCACUGUUUCAACUUUGGCAGCGACCACUGAAGAAAUGCUAGAAGUCGAAACAGAAUAUUACAUAGCAGAGGAGCCGUUCUACGAAGAGGAAUAUGAAGAUUAUGUGGAAUACGAUAUCCCGACUGAUAAAUGGUAUGAUUAUGAAGAGUACGAAACUACGGCGAAGAUUAGGACGACUGUGGUAUCGAGCACAGCAAAAUAUACAGAACUGUCCACAGAAGCAGCAACAAGCCCAUCUUUUGAGGAAGGUACAACAUCUUCAUAUGAAACUAAAACUUUAGAGUUUACGAUGUAUUCGACAACUUCUACAUCGAUUUAUACUGAUGUAAUUUUAACUGCAACUACCACGAAAAUACCUUAUACAUACACCGAGGAAGAGUUUACUUUGAUUUCUGCUUUGGAAACAUCUGCAAUGACUAUUAUUGAGAAUAUAACGACGAUUGAAGUAGGAACUGAGUUUACAACAUCCAUUACGAGUAAAGAGGAAGAAUCGACGACAAUGGCGUUAACCUUUGGCUCUACCGAAGAAUACACUCUUCUCCCUUCGACAGCUUUCGAAAUUAUGACGGAACCGCUUGAAUAUCUGACGAUUCCUCCCAAAUUUACAAAACCUACAUCGAAAUUUUUGGCAUGGUACGACGUUACCGCGCCAAAAUUCACAAAGCCCAAAGAAAUUUCUGAGAUCGAAUUAGAAAAGACUUCGACUUCGGAACGAAUUUUGACGAAGACAGAAUUUACCGAGGAAAAAUUGACUUCCUUUUUCAUUUCAUCAAUAUUGACGACGUUAUCGGAGAGAGAAACUAUUGAAAUAUAUGCAACAACCGCGAGUAUCGCGUUCUCAGAGAUGGAAACCGCUUACGAAGUAACCACUUCGGCGACGAUGUUAAUUACAAAAGAAGAGAUUACUCCGUAUACCACAAUGUUUACCGCCCCAGAAAAUAAAACUGAAUUUAUUACGAUGAGGCAAACUACGAUCGGGCAAGAAGAAGAAAGGAAAAUCUUACUGCAACUACUCGAGUAUCUCGAGCAGCGUGAGAGAGAAGUGGCAGAGAGAGAGGAAAAGCUAAAGAAGAAAGAAUUACAAUGGGAAAAGGAGAAGGAAAUGAUGCAGCGUGAAAAGGAGAAAGCAAAGAAUAUUACAACAGUGACUAGUACAACUACGGGCUAUGUUACAACUACUAUAAUUGAUACAGUCACAAUUCCCGUUGAUAUUUUCAGUACACAAAAUUUGACUGCAGCUCCUACUGCAGAGAUUAAAGUCACAUCUUUUGUUCUCGAUACGUCGAGUUUGGCUGAAAUUAUUAUAACUUCCACCGAAACAAUGCCGUAUAUCACAGAGGAAGGUAUAUUUGCGACAUACAUUACAGAAAAGACAGAAGAGACAAGUAUAAAAGAAAGUACAUUUCCAACGUAUAUUGCAGAAGUAACAGAGGAAACGGCUAUAUUUUAUACUACCGAGGAAAGUACCUCUGUGACAUACAUUACAAAAGAGACGGAAGAAAUAUAUAUUACAAAUUAUACAACUCUGACGUCAUAUAUCACUGCAUCUAUUGUAGAUUUAUACAACAUCAGUUUAGUUUCAAUCGAAACCACCACUUCUUACACUACCGAAGAAAUAUAUACUACGAGUUAUGGAACCGCUUAUCUGAGUGAACCUUUAUCUACCUCGUCUACGAUGCUGUUCACCAGCCCGAUUACUUUGGCUGUUGACGAAUUCACUAUUAUUACAAAAGAAAGCUAUACUACGAGUUACAUAACCCUUUGUAGUGAAUUUCCAUUCAUUUCGUCUACAAUGACGUUAACUAGUCGAAUUACAGAGCCUAUUGAUAUCACUAUUUUACCUAUUUCAAUUACAACCCCUAUUUCGUAUGCUACGGAAGAAACAAUAGACAUUUAUAGUGAGUCUCUAUUCACUUCACCAGCAUCAGUGUUUAUUAAGACAACUACAGCUUUAGCUAUUAGCAUAACCACGGAGAUGGAAUAUGACGAAGAAAUAGAAAGCCUGAAAGAAAAAUUGCUCAAGAAAGAACGCGAAUUAAAAGAGAGAGAAAAAAUGUUGUUGGAAAAAGAGGAAAGAUUAGAGAAAGAUAUAAUAGAAUUUGAACUGUAUAUGAAAGAAUUCGAGAAAGAAAAAAUGUACACCUUGAUUGCAUCGUCCGAGAAACCGAUUGUGUCAACGAGUUUAUCAACGCCUGUGCCACCGACCGAGAAGACUACUAUAAAGGCCCAAGUAACAACGCAGAUUAAAAAAGUAACCGAGAAAGAAGAAAAUCAAACUACUACUACAAAAAUGGUGACUUCUCGACACGAGACUACAAAAAUAAAAGAUGUUGAAGAGAAAGAGCGGACUAGUCAUGUUCCCGAAAAGAUCGCAACACAGGUAGAAGAAAAGAUUGUGACGAAAAAAAUAUGUCUCAAUGUCCUGGAAAAUACGACAAUUCCUUUUGUAAUUAAGAAAAUGUGUCUGCCAUAUUUUCCCGAAAAGAAUAGAAAGCAAAAAUCAGUAAAUCAUUUAAGCAGAAAGCUUCUGUCAUUUCCAAAUACGAGAAAAAUUAGGGAGUCACAAUUUCAAAAUUUGCCGUCAGAUUUUCGAUACAGAGGAACAAGAGCGAUAGAAACGACACGUAAAAUCGACAAUUUACAAUUAUCAUAUCGUGAAUGGCUGACUAACGAAACCACGAAACCAAUGCGACAUUUUAAAGGUUUCACUAGGAUCUAUGGAAAAAAGGGGAGAUUUUAUUUAAAAAAGAUUUCUACCACUACUAAUAUGCAAGAAAAUUAUAUCUAUAAUUUUCGAGAUAAAACUCCUCUAUCUGAACAACGUAUUCUUGAUUCCUAUGAAAGUCUCUUUCGAUCAACAGCAACGUUUAUGUUAGAUAAUAAGAAAUACAGAAAAAGAAACGUUUUCUUCAAACAUAAUUUAAUUCCUGCAAGAAGAAAUAAUUUCUCAAAUAAUAACAAAUAUAUCGAAAACAGAAAUGCUUUGUCGACAGAGAAAAAUACUCGGUCUUGGAUGAGAGAGAAUGCAGCCAAUGUUUCGAAUCAGAAAGCUAGAAGUAUAAUAACAGAGGAGGAGAAUUUAGAUGAAAAAGAGAAUGAAUUUUACACGGUGAAUGUACUACAUCUCAGCUAUAAUAAAGACAGAGAAACGCAUGAAGUAAUAUCUGCUAAACCAAAUGAAAAUGAACUAACAAUGAUUAUGUCUGAGUCAAUUGACAACAAUAAUGUUACUAAAUUUGACGAAGGUGGUAAAAUUACACCAUACAAUGAACUUGAAGAAAAAAGUGAUUUACAAGAGGAAGACAUUCUACAGGAGGAAGAAAAAUUGCAGGAAGAUUCUUUCGAGGAUAUGUUAGAAAAUUAUAUGAAUUAUGAGGAACGUACGACAUCGGCACCGACACGUGAUGAUAAAUUUUUAGACAGAGGUGAGACUGAAAGCGAGAUAGGAAGUAAAACAAAAUUUUUGGAUCAAAUGUGGCCUACGGAAAAAAGUACGACAUAUCAUCUGGGUGGCACUAGAUAUUGGGAACUCGAAGUUACGGAACCUGUAUCAGCUGUAUUUAUUGUAUUUAGUAUUACAACGGAUUUUACAACUAAAACCAAAGCUAUCGACGUCUCGAUUACUAGAACAACAUGUCUCUAUGUUAUCUUAAAAAAUGAAAUAAAUACUGACGCAAAAACAAAACGUAAUAUACAUCACCACAAACGAAACGUUUAUAAAAAUGAAACGAGGAAAAAUAAUAUUUCUAUCGAGAAGCAAAAAAUUGGUCUUAAAAAUAUAACAAGAGAGAAUACGCAAAACUUGCGCGGAUUGAAUCGUUACGAACAAAAAUCUGGUGGAAAAAGAAAAUUUGACGAGUUUUCGCGUAUCAACAAUGAGGAUUCAAUAAUAGCAAAAACUCGAAAGUUGUGUAGUGUCAAUGGGAUCAAAUCAAAGCAUCAAAUAAUUAAGCACAAAGAUACUAUGGAUACCAAAAAUAAAACUAAAAAGAAACAAUCAACAAAAUCGCAAAAAUUACAAAAUAUUAAUUCGCGCUCUCCAAAAAGUUGUACAAAUAAUUGUAUCAUGAAUAAAAAAAAUUCGGGUAAAAUAAUUACGAGAACGACAACGAAUCAAUCUAUAUUAAACAGAAUAAGUUUUUCGUUGGACGAAAUUAAGGCGCUUAAUUGCAGCGUAUAUAAAGAGACCCAGGAUAAAAUUGUGAUUUCGAUGGAUUCCGACGCGGAAGAAGCUAGAGAAUUUUCACAGCCGCAUUACAAUACCGAAUCGUUGAAAGGUCAAAAAUAUAUCAAGCUGGAAGAGCUGGAAGAUGAUUUUAAGAGCGAUUUGGAACUCGGCAACGAUCACGAUAUCGUUUCAUUGCCCGGUCUUAAUCUCAACUUACCUUGUAAUCAAGACGGCGACGGUAUCACUUGGCUAUCGAGUAUUAGCAGACCGAGUUACGCGUGGAAAAGGACCGAUGGCAUCGCAAUUUUCGGUUUCGUGGCUGAAAACGGUGAUUUGGAAUUGCGAAAUGUAAAUGCAAAAGAUACGGGAAAUUACACGUGCGUCACAACGUACAUGGGCCCCGAGACUGAAGAGCCUGUAGAAACUACCUACGAAAUUCAUUUGCAAGUUGUGACGCUACCGAGAUACAUCAUACACGGUGAAAAUUGUUACUAUACGCGAUCCUGCGACGAAAGGGAUUUGGAUAUAUUGAUGACGUAUCUUCCAAUAAAGCUAAAUGAUAUUAUAUGCGAGGCAGAUAUUUGCAAUGCUUAUAUCUUAACGCCAUCUUGCUCUCGAAGCCAAAUUACAGUAAAUAUUCUGUUAUUGCCAUCGCAUAUCGUCAAACUGAUGACCAUCGAUCCCAAACACUGCAAUAUCUUUUGUCUUAAAGCCAUUCAGGACAAACUCUCGCUUAUACUGAGUAAAAAUUUACGAAUUUUCUUCGGGAAAACUAUUAUUUUCAGAUUACCUCAUUAUGAGCAGAGAUUGGUUCCGAUUGCUGAAAAGUCCACAUUCGCAAGAUGGAAAAGAGGAAGGACAAAUGCAUUUGCCGGAAAAGCCAGUAAUAUCGGCCUAUUUUCCAGCUGCCCGGCUGGAUAUGGUCUUCGUGGCACGCAUUGUGUUCCUUGCAAUAUGGGUACUUAUAGCGAGGAUGGAAUAUCGUACUGUAAAAAGUGUCCGUCCGGUACGUAUCAGCCGAAUCAUGGUGCCAGAAUUUGUCGCACGUGCACUGAUCCCUUGACGAAAGGCUGUUACAAUAUGCUGUGGAGUUCUUUUUCCGCUAUAAUGAUAACUUUGGCAAGUCUCGGUGUAAUGCUAUCGAUAUUUUUAUUAUUCCUAUGGAUAAUCUGCUGCGCUAAGAAGAAAUUCUGCGUAAAGAAGAUAGCUAGUAUUAUACCUAAGGAAGACGCAUUUGAACAAGAGAAUCCCAUAGAGGAACAAUCGUUAAUUAAUGACGUAAGUGAAAACCAAGAUCAGCAAUGGGAUAAUGAAUACAAAACUAAGAAAAAAAAGAAAAAGUUUUAUCUACAUGAAGAUGAAUGGGGAUCGCAUCGUGUAAAGAAUAUUCCGAUCAUUUGCCCAGAUUCUUAUCGGUCUCAUGAAGAUUAUAACAACUGUGAGCACAUCUUUCAACAUAUAAAAUAUAUUAACGUAUAAAAGUGUAAUCUUUUAAUCUCUCUUCUUCAUAUAAAUAUUAUAUAUUCUUAAAUAUAUAUAAAUUUAUAUAGAUUAUUCAAAGCAAUCAUAUCGUAAAGGACCCCGGCUGCCAGAAUGUGAUUUCGAUACAUGAUAAAAGACGUGAUAUAUAUAUAUAUAUAUCAGAAAAUAUGCUACAGAUAGCGAAGCAGAAUUAUGUAAUCUAAGAGAUAAGUUUGUAUAAAUAUAUUUUAGACUUAAUUUUAUAUACCUAAAAAAAGUAUAUAAUAUCCGUCCGGUAUGUGCACACACAUUUAUUUUUCUGUCUCCCUCUGUCUGUUAAAGGAUAAUUGUACCUAUUAAAUAACAUAUUAAUUAUGGGAUCCUCCUCCCCUAUUGUAUCGAACAUAUGUUAUAAAUAAAUGUUAUACACAUAGCAUAUAAAAUAUUCCAAUAUAUUGAUUAUUUUGAUUUUGAUAUUUAUAUAUAUUCUUUGUUCUUCAUGUUAUAUUUAUUUAUUAUAUAUUCUUUGUUUUUUAUGUCAUAUUUAUCUAUAAAUUAUUUUUAUUGUUAAAACUUAAUGUUUUUUUUCGGGAUUUGAAAGUUUAUAAUAAAAAUAAGUUUAAAUUUGACAAAUGUCAUAUGUUAAAGAAUUAUUUUUAUUAUAAACACAUACAUUUCCUAUUGCAAUAAUUUUUGUACAGCCGAAUGAUGUUCAUGGCAUUGGUACUACACUAGUGCGAUACAGCCAGAUAAC
Molecule: messenger RNA, 12595 nt
Organism: Formica exsecta
Lineage: Eukaryota; Metazoa; Arthropoda; Insecta; Hymenoptera; Formicidae
Product: mucin-3A-like
Exons: 15
Coding region: 1-11859 (3952 amino acids)
Source: RefSeq, a predicted model, not a curated record